Molecule: messenger RNA, 1559 nt
Organism: Grammomys surdaster
Lineage: Eukaryota; Metazoa; Chordata; Mammalia; Rodentia; Muridae
Gene: Tmem69
Product: transmembrane protein 69
Exons: 4
Coding region: 270-1025 (251 amino acids)
Source: RefSeq, a predicted model, not a curated record
GGUGUCCAGAACCCGCACUCACCCGGCAGCGGCGGGGCUACGGUCAAGGACGACACGCGGCGUCUGAGGACUCGUCCCCAGCUUCUCCGACCAGCAGAGGAAGUGGGGGCUGUUUGAUUCCAGUUGCCGGAAGUGCUGCUUCUGUGUUUCUGGUGCGCCGUGAGAUCGUGGCAAGACAUUGCUUCAAAUUCAGCCAUUCCCCUCAACCGUAAAAAUAUAUGAAUCAGAACUGCAUCUUACCUGGACAAAACUCUUGAGUAGACACCAGAAUGCUUUACUUCAUCCAGAAAAUUUCUGGAGCAUCUUCAAAGAUGCUGAAGAACCCUUUUACAGUGAGACUCAGAGCCAGCAGAAUAGAUAUACUUUCUCCUAAGACAUGUCUUCUGCAGAACUUUUCCUCUUUGUCUCCAAGAACUUGGCUUUCCACGUCAUUUCAAGUGUGUAUGAGGAAGAUACAAUGCUAUCAUGUGUCACCAUGCAACUUUAAAAAGCAACAGAAAGAGGCAGUCCUUCCCCCCAAGAAACCAAGCACCAUCACUUAUCUACGUGAUAGCCCAAAGCCGGCCUUAUAUAUAACUCUGGUGGGGUUGAUUCCCUUUACUGCUCCACCACUCCUCAUGGUAAUAACGAAGUCUUAUAUCCCCAUACUAGCUUUUACUCAGAUGGCUUAUGGAGCCAGUUUCCUAGCUUUCUUGGGAGGAGUCAGGUGGGGCUUUGCUCUGCCAGAAAGUAGUCCAGCCAAACCAGACUACAUUAAUUUAGCUAGCAGUAUGAGUCCUGUUGUGUUUUCAUGGAUAGCCAUCCUAUUUUCUGAAAGACUCAAUGAAGCCAUAGUCACGUUAAUAAUAGGUUUAGGGAUAGCAUUACACAAUGAACUUUUCCUCUUGCCACAUUAUCCCAACUGGUUCAAAGCCUUAAGGAUCAUAAGUACAGUAGUGGCUUUUAUCUCAUUUGUAGUCAUUUUAAUUCUUGAAAAUAUUUAUCCAGAAAAAGGGCCUAAGAGACUUGGUCAAGUAGAAAUGUAAAACUACUUUCUUUCUUUCUUUCUUUCUUUCUUUUUUUUUUUGGUUUUUUGAGACAGGGUUUCUCUGUGUAGUCCUGUCCUGGAACUCACUCUGUAGACCAGGCUGUCCUCGAACUCAGAAAUCCGCCUGCCUCUGCCUCCCAAGUGCUGGGAGUAAAGGCGUGUGCCACCACCGCCCAGCUAUAAAACUACUUUCUUGAUAUUAUUUGCAGUGUCUGUGGAGGCCAGAAGAUGGUGUUGAAUCCCCUGGAGCUAGCGUUAGGGCAGUUCUGAGCCACUCAGUAUCUAGGCUGGGAAAUAAACUUGGGUUCCUAGCAGUACAUAGUCUUGAGCAUUGAGCCUCUAUCUCUACCCUGUAGAGCUGCAUUUUAGCAUCACAAUUCUGUUCCUCUUGUUUGGCUCUUUUUUUUUUUCCCCUCCCACUGAUAGGAAUUUAUUCUUCAUACUUAGUUUGCUUUUUUUUUUUCCUAAAGAGUAUUUCUUUUAGCCAGAUGGUAGUAGUAUAUACCUUUUAUCCCAGCAGAAAGGAGGCAAA